AUGACAGAGAUAGGGAGAUCGGAUGUAGACUCUCCAUCCGCAAGAACUGUGUCCUCCCAUCAAGUCACUGGAUUACCAGCAUCAGAGCCAGAACAGCCUAUACAGCGUAUCACUACUGAGCGCGACAUUGGUUCAAGCCAGGAUUUCGGAAACCGAGUACAAACUUUGUUUGAGCAGCGAUCAGUUCAAUCGCCAGCAAUCACCCAGCCACCUUGCAAGUCGACAAGGGAAAGUUUGUUUCCCUCGAAAAGACCGAUUCUGAAAUUGAGACAAGCUCCAGGUGGUUUAUAUGUGAUGCCCAACCUUCCAUCCGAGGAAGAAGCCUAUCGACUUCUCGAUAGUGUCUUGUUUUAUUUCGGCGAAACACAGCACCUGUUCGAUGCACGCGAGGCUUCUGAUCAAUUGGCUAUAGUUUACGAGGAUCCACAGGGAAGUCUCCAAAGUCCCAGUAUUGGAUUCCUACAGGCUCUGUUGAUUUUCGCCCUUGGAAGGCUGCUUCGAGGGGAGUCGGACGCCUCAAACUCUCCCCCGGGCUAUACAUUAUUCAAAUACGCAUUAGAUCUCCUUCCAUGCCCUUCGGAGCUACGAGCUCACGGCGUAGCGGGAAUCGAGAUCCUCGCCAUCAUCACAGUCUAUUUACAAAAUAUUGAUCGAAGGGACGACGCCGCUUCUUACAUUGGUCUCGCAAUUCGCCUAGCUAUGUUGCAUAGGUUACAUCGAAAACAGACAAUGCAAAAGCUACGUCGAUCAGAAGCGACUCACGCUAGCCGACUGUGGUGGACCGUUCACAUGCAGGACAAGCGCUCAAUGAUUUUGAAUGGCUGCCCACUCGCUCUUGAUGAUAGAUUUGUGGAUGCAUCCCUCCCUGCGGAUGCACCUGGGUUUCCAAACCCAUUUGCACUACAGAUCAACCUUGAGGUAGCCCAGAUACAAACUCGAAUAUAUUCAGUCAUCUACAGCCAGGAAUCAUGUCCCAAGGAUGAAUUUGUUGCCGGUGUCCAGGAUAUUAUCUCGACACUCAAUCAACUCGCGAGACAAAUCCCUCAGGGUCUUGGCUUUUCUGGCACCGUGCCUAACCAGCAGUCAUCGAAGAAAGAUCAACGAUUAAGUAUAUCGCUGUAUACUAUUCUUUAUCAGUCAAUAAUUCUCACAUUGCGACCGAUCGUUCUGCACUUGACAAAGGCAAUUCUCAGCGGCGAGACCACAUUUUCAAAUAGUGGGAAUGCUUUUAAACAGCUCACUUGCACUUGCAUAGAGGCUGCUCGUCGGUCACUAGAACUCAUGUUACAGGCGCAGAAGGAGGACAUGAUAGCAAAAUUUGGCUUUUUUGAUCUCGACGCCAUAUUCUCCGCGGGGUUUAUCAUGCUUCUCGCCGCAAUCAUCGAGUCAACAAACAAUACCCAAGGCCAAUACUUGACAUUCUUAAAGCCAACCCCUGGAAUCUCGGAAUCCCUAGAACUUCUCAACUUCCUGGCUGGUUACAACAAUCAGGCAGCCAGGUCUCGCCACGACCAGAUCGAACGACUGUAUGAUCACAUCCCUGCAUUAGUCGAGUCAUUCCACGAAGGAAUAGGAACAUCCAAUGGCAACGCACAAUCGCCCUUGGGUUCCUCGGCCAGUCAGGUCAUCCCGACACCUCAUUCCACUGGGGAUCAUCCUCCAUCUUACAUUAGUGCGUGGAAUUUUGAAAGCGGUGGAGAUAUGGUGGAUGGUUAUGCAUCAGCAUAUUUGCCAAUGCCUUUUCCGUCCGACGCGCAAACGAUGUACUCAUUGUACCAAGGAGAUGAUUUCGUUUUGACGGGUGCAGACGUGGCUGAUUUUGAGGAACUACAACGGCAUUUGCUAGGAUCUGAUAUCGCUUUUUGAGUGUUUGAUAUCAUUCUCAAAUUGAGAAUCACGGCUAGUUUGGGAUAGUUUGGAAUAAAGAGGAGAAUGCCCUUCUUGGGUUCGGUGGCCCUGAAUGCACCAUUUUACCGUGCACCUUGAUCAGAGCCUAAUUACAAACUCCACGGACGUUUCACCAGAUCAGCUUCAGGUCAGGAACCUAAUCCGCGGAAGGAAUAGCACCUUUAUCACGGCAGAUAUCCAGUUCCUUGAAUCCGAAAACCACGCUACUAUAUGGAUCAAAGUAGCGUAAAGCACAUCCGAUGUUAUGAAGUUGCUGAUAACUUCUGUAUCUGAAACAUGACCAAUCAGAAAAAUCCGUAGCCCACUUCGUUCAUUUGCCUGCAGCCUGCCUCUGCGCCAACUCGAGCACAG
Molecule: messenger RNA, 2259 nt
Organism: Penicillium subrubescens
Lineage: Eukaryota; Fungi; Ascomycota; Eurotiomycetes; Eurotiales; Aspergillaceae
Product: fungal specific transcription factor domain-containing protein
Exons: 7
Coding region: 1-1866 (621 amino acids)
Biological process (GO): positive regulation of transcription by RNA polymerase II; DNA-templated transcription
Cellular component (GO): nucleus
Molecular function (GO): sequence-specific DNA binding; zinc ion binding
Source: RefSeq, a predicted model, not a curated record